This is a messenger RNA of Cydia fagiglandana, 3094 nucleotides long. RefSeq names its product RAC serine/threonine-protein kinase (gene Akt). The coding region runs from base 268 to 1803 and encodes 511 amino acids. Gene Ontology annotation, molecular function: protein serine/threonine kinase activity; ATP binding. Gene Ontology annotation, biological process: protein phosphorylation. The transcript has 7 exons. NCBI's taxonomy places the organism in Eukaryota, Metazoa, Arthropoda, Insecta, Lepidoptera, Tortricidae. The record is from RefSeq and is a predicted model, not a curated record. Gene Ontology annotation, cellular component: cytoplasm; nucleus.
AUUUAUCCGCAUAACGUACUGCAAGGCUACGUCGCUUACGUGCGUGUCGUUUUCCGUGAGGAGAAAUACGUCGAAAUCAGUGCAUUAUUGUUUCCUGAAACGUGAAAAUGUGUAGUCGCGCAGUGCGCGGGUCGAACCAGUCUAGGUGAAAGACCCGGGCAAGUCAGGACUCCGACGCGUGACGAUCCGCGACGGGGAAACGUGGUGUCGAACUAGCACGGCGGCCGUCGGGCGUCUGUUAUCAAACAGGGCUCGGGCUCGGGCGGCAUGGCGGAGGCGGCGCCCGGCGUCGUCGGCGAGGAGCCGGCCGGCAUCGUGAAGGAGGGCUGGCUGCAGAAGCGCGGCGAGCACAUCCGGAACUGGCGCGACCGCUACUUCGUGCUGUUUGACAACGGGGACCUGGUGGGCUUCAAGGCGCAGCCGGAGCGGCGGCACUACCGGGACCCGCUGAACAAGUUCACGGUGCGCGACUGCCAGAUCAUGGCCACGGACAAGCCACGGCCGUACACCUUCACGAUCCGUGGUCUCCAGUGGACCACGGUCAUCGAGCGCAACUUCUCUGUGGAUACCGAGAAGGAACGCGAGGAGUGGGUGGCGGCGAUACGCUUCGUGUCAUCCCAGCUGAGCGCGGGGGGCCCCAGUGCGGGCUCGAGCACCGCCCAGGACGCCGAGGACCGCGACAUCGCGCAGCUCGGCACCAGCUUUAAGGACCCGCGCCGUAUCACUUUGGAAAAGUUCGAGUUCUUGAAAGUGCUCGGAAAGGGGACGUUCGGCAAAGUUGUCCUGUCGCGCGAGAAGGGCACAGGCAAGCUGUACGCCAUGAAGAUCCUGAAGAAGCAUCUCAUCAUCCAGAAGGACGAGGUCACGCACACGCUCACAGAGAACCACGUGCUUAAGAAGACUAAGCAUCCUUUUCUCACGGCGCUCCGCUUCUCGUUCCAAACCGCCGACCGGGUGUUCUUCGUCAUGGAGUAUGCCAACGGAGGCGAACUUUUCUUCCACCUCUCCCGCGAACGUUCCUUCACCGAAGACAGGGCGCGAUUCUACGGCGCUGAGAUCGUCAGCGCACUCGGAUACUUGCAUUCUGAGGGCAUUAUAUACCGCGAUCUGAAGUUGGAGAAUCUGCUGUUGGAUAAAGAUGGACAUGUCAAGAUUGCCGACUUUGGACUCUGCAAGGUGAACAUAACGUACGGGCGCACCACGAAGACGUUCUGCGGCACGCCCGAGUACCUGGCGCCCGAGGUGCUGGAGGACGCGGACUACGGGCCCGCCGUGGACUGGUGGGGCACCGGAGUGGUCCUCUACGAGAUGGUCUGCGGCCGGCUGCCCUUCUACAACCGAGACCACGAGGUGCUAUUCGCCCUCAUCGUAUCAGAAGAGGUCCGGUUCCCACGGGCCCUCUCCGCGGCCGCGCGGAGCCUGCUCGCUGGCCUGCUCACUAAGGAGCCAGCAUCGAGACUGGGCGGCGGACCUGAUGACAGCCAUGAGAUCAUGGCCCAUCCCUUCUUCGCGUCAGUCAACUGGGCGGACUUGCUCGCUAAGAAGAUCCCGCCACCGUUCAAACCUCAGGUGGAAUCUGACACGGACACGCGCUACUUCGACUCCGAGUUCACGGGCGAGAGUGUGGAGCUGACGCCGCCCGAGCCGGACGGCGCGCUGGCGCGCAUCCAGGAGGAGCGCUUCCCGGAGUUCUCCUACCAGGACAUCUGCUCCUCCGCGCACUCCGCGCUGUCGUCGCUGCAGCCCCUGCAGCCGCUGCAGCCCCGCCAGCGCAGCCCGCCGCAGCCGCCCGGCUGGGCCUAGGCUUGGAAAUGGGUCUCUAUUGUUUCCCAAAUAGUUUCAAGUCAUAAUGUAUUGUUUGUCCGAAUUUUCGUUAGUCAUUAUUGACUUUUCUCAGAAACGCGUAAUUUUUAAGGAUUGCCAUAAAAUAAACCUAACCUAAUGUAUCUACAGAAUAACCUUACGAAAAUCCUGAAAAGUUAACUGUUUCAGUUUUAUGUCUAACGAUAGUAUGACAAACAAUACAUUAUGACUUAAAACUUGAUGGGAAACAAUACCCUUGUAAAUAUUGGAGGUUGCACGUCAAUCAAGUUUGAGGUAGGCAAAUAUCACCAUGGAUAUUGGGCGUUUUCUAAAACAAAUAUCGGAAACCUGACUCUCACAGAUCCUGGUGUUUUUGGGUUCUUUCAACUCAGAAUCACUAGCGUAUUCAAUUCUGAUGGUAAAUAAAGUUGUCCCAAAAAUUUGUAUGAAAAUUGUACGUUCCACUACGUCGCGCACAUACAAGUGAAAUAUUUUUUCAUACUAAAACGUGACGUGAUGCAAUGGACUUUUGGGACAUCUUUUUUAAUGCUGUCGAUUCUGAGUAAAAUGAGACCGAAAACGUCCAGAUUUGAAAGAAUCAGGUUUUCAAUAUUUAUUUUUGAAACCGCUCGAUUAUGAAACGCAUUAAAUUCGUUCUUUAGGGUGAUUCUCUUGUAAGUUAACUUAGUAAUAUAGUUUGUUAGGAACUUUCAAAAGAAUCAUCCUCAAAGUAUCCGUAAAUAUACCGUGGGUUGGUUCGGUAUAGGAGAAUAUACUCGCUUCAAAAUUCUGUUGUACAUGCAACCUCCAGUGGAAUUAUAAGCCUCUCGCUGACAACGACACACUUGACCACUUGUAGAUAAGCCCGCUGUAGAUAUGCCUAAACUUAGCAUGCUUAAAUGUGUUCUUUGUACUGUCUUCUAUGACAUGUUAUCUGCCUUGACGAACAUUAUUUUUCAGUCUUUCAUUCGUUAAGGUAAAUUUAGCCAUACUUUAAACUCUCGCAUUUUGCACACAAUUAAUGUCAUUAACGGCUCUAACCCCGCAGACAGAUGUCGCGUUAGACCCCUUACCCGUUAGAUUGACAUUAAUUAAAUUUAGCCAUGUGUUUAACGGCCUAUACUUAAAUAAUUCCAGUGAAACAUGAACAUACAUGAGGGUUAGGCGGGAAUGAUUUCAUGUAUUUAUAACUUUGUUUAUUGUACAAUAAUUACCGAACUAUGAAUUACAAAUAGGUAAGAAGCUUCAAAUGUGCUUAGAAAUGUUAAAAUAGUAUCGGUUUUUACAUUUU